Metarhizium robertsii ARSEF 23 is the source of this 885-nucleotide messenger RNA. Its product is annotated as RTA-like protein. The record is from RefSeq and is a predicted model, not a curated record. The transcript has 3 exons. Bases 1 to 885 code for a protein of 294 amino acids. Gene Ontology annotation, cellular component: plasma membrane; fungal-type vacuole. Lineage: Eukaryota; Fungi; Ascomycota; Sordariomycetes; Hypocreales; Clavicipitaceae.
AUGUCGUCCUCCGAUCUCCCAGACCACCGCAUCAGCUUUGGCCCCGAUGCCAACUGCACGCUCUCAACAUGUCCCGUUGAAGCCAGCGUCUACCAGUACCGUCCAUCGCUGCCCGCAAACUCCGUCUUGCUCGCCCUCUUCGCCCUCGCCCUCGCAGUCCACGCCGUGCUCGGCAUCCGCCGCCGAACCUGGGGCUUCAUGGCCUUCAUGAUGGUCGGGUGCCUCGUCGAGAUUGUCGGGUACGCGGCCCGCAUCCUCCUGUACAAGAACCCGUUCGACUUCAUCGCCUUCCUCAUCCAAAUCAUCUUCAUCACCACGGGGCCCGUCUUCUACACGGCCGCCAUCUACGUGACGCUGUCCAAGACCAUCAACUACCUCGCGCCGCAGCUCUCUCGGUUCAACCCCAAGUUCUUCUACUGGAUCUUCAUCCCCGCCGACCUGGUAUGCCUCGCGCUGCAGGCCGCGGGCGGCGCGCUGUCCACUCAGACCAAGGGGUCCAGCGAUACGGGAGUCAACAUUACAAUGGCGGGCUUGGUGCUGCAAGUCGUUGUGAUUUUCGUCUUUGUCGUCGCCUUUGCAGACUACAUGGUGCGGUAUACUCGGCAUCCCGGCACGCAGGCCCUGACGCCGAGAGUGCGGCUAUUCCUAUCCUUUCUAGGACUGGCAGUCGUCCUGAUUCUGGGCCGGUCCGUCUACCGAGCGUACGAGUUAAGCAAGGGCUACCGGGGCUCGGAUCUCAUUACGGACGAGGGGUUGUUUAUUGGUCUUGAGGGAGUGCUGAUUAUUAUAGCCGCAUUCGCGUUGUGUGUUGGGCAUCCAGGGCUGUUGUUCAGCCCCAAGGAGAAUGUUGCUCGAUCGAGUUCUGCAUCAGAUGUUGAAAAGUAA